Messenger RNA from Haemonchus placei, 150 nucleotides. The record is from the annotation of a GenBank genome assembly. NCBI's taxonomy places the organism in Eukaryota, Metazoa, Nematoda, Chromadorea, Rhabditida, Trichostrongylidae.
AUGAGAAUAUCGGAAAGAGGAAUGAAACUGGUCGAAUUUAUGUUUGCAACGAAUCUGAGAUUCCCUCCAACGAUUGGACGAGUUCGUUACAGUGAAUGGCUGGACGAAUGUGACGAAAACCCACCGGUAUUUGUCCUGUUUCCUAGCUGA